UCUCAUACUCGCUACUUCACCACUGUUCACCCAUUGUAUUCAAACAUUGGUCCACUUAUACAAGUGACCUUUGGAGUCAUAGACGGCGAGACGACAAAGGUCAUUCAUUAUCCUCCCUACAAGAACGAUUUACACGUCACGAAUUUUGUCUGACAGUCUUCCAACACCGCAACAACAUGUCGCACAGCAAGACCGCUCUCGUCACCGGUGGGACCCGAGGUAUCGGCUACGGUAUAGCCGAGGAGCUCGCCUCUGCCGGGUACGAUCUCGUUCUAGGUUACCAAAAGAACCAAGAACGCGCCCAAGAAGCCAAAGGACACCUGGAGGGUGCGUACAAGGUGCGCGUGUUCCUGGUCGGCGGCACGACAGAAGAAGAAGCCACGGUGGACGCUUACUUCUCCUGUAUCGACGAAAACUUCGGCGGCAAGCUGACUGCGCUCGUCCACAAUGCCGGUGGUUACUGGGGAGGCAUCGCAUCCGGCAAACCCGACGACAACGGCAGCUGGUUCCAGGGCUGGGAGGCGUACGAGUACUACCAGGGCAUGUACCCGAAAUGUUUCAUCAGGCUCGUGGAAAAGGCAGUCACCCGUAUGGAGGACGAGCGAGGCUACAUCGUCACUGUAUCCUCUCCUGGAUGCAAUAAUAACCAAAGUCCCCAUCUCAACUACAUCAUGCCUGGCAUCUCCAAGUCCAGUAUGGAGUACUUGGUUCGGCACUACGCUAAGCAACUGGCGCCCAGGAGGAUCACUUGUAACGUCAUCAUUCCUGGGUUUGCCAAGACCGAGGCCUGGGAUCCGAUGAUAGAGAGGAUGGGAGCAGACCGAAUGGACGGCUUUGUGAAAUCUUACGGCAUGAAACGGUGGAGCUCUCCGCGGGAAUAUGGCGGCGUGGUGGCGUUCCUGUGCUCGGAAAAGGCGGCGUUUGUCACCGGGGUUACCCUGCCCGUAGACGGGGGUUUUCACCUCGGCAAGUAGUCCUGGAGAAGUUGUAUACCGCCUGUUAUCUGGACCGCACGGGAUAGACCUGUAGCAGUCAAACUGGCCAUUGCCAAGUGGAAUGACUGUAAUUGUAAUUGUAAUGCUCAAUGCAACCACGAAGAGUUUUUUUUUAAUUCUUUGUUACAAUAAUAUGGACGCAUCAUUUGUUCGGAUUGCAUGCAAAUAACCGGUACGCGUAAAUAUACCAUACCGUGAAAGUGUAGCACAACUGUGGUCCGUUAUCUGGGUGAUAAGUUACCGCUGUUGCAUUACUGAGCCAGAAUACUAAUAUGUGAAUUACAUGUUGAGUUAUGAUUUGCUUGGCUGUAUAAACAAGUAAAGGGCAGUAUCUCCCAAGAUAUAUCGUCUGUGACUCUUUGAUCUACACAACACGUUGUAUUGAGGUCACCUGAGUGGCGCCGAAUGGUAGCUCGCUCCAAACCCUUGCGAUUUAGCCCCGCCUAUUGUAAGCUCCUCGCAAUUCAGCCCCUGGCUGCCAAGAGAGAGCAGUCGGCUCACCCAAUAACAAAUAAUAAAUAACAAACAACAACGUUAUGUAACUGAUCUCUUACCAGUAUCAUCUAACCUCCGUAUCUUCCUACUGUCACGUUCUGAGCACGU
This is a messenger RNA of Branchiostoma floridae (Florida lancelet), 1598 nucleotides long. Its product is annotated as 3-oxoacyl-[acyl-carrier-protein] reductase FabG-like. The transcript has a single exon. Gene Ontology annotation, molecular function: oxidoreductase activity, acting on NAD(P)H, oxygen as acceptor. Lineage: Eukaryota; Metazoa; Chordata; Leptocardii; Amphioxiformes; Branchiostomatidae. Gene Ontology annotation, cellular component: intracellular anatomical structure. The record is from RefSeq and is a predicted model, not a curated record. The coding region runs from base 177 to 974 and encodes 265 amino acids.